AUGUCAACUAUUGGGUUUGCUGGAGAACGAUUCUCAUUGGGAUUUAACACUUGCAGAUUCAGUUGUUUCAUCAAAUGCGUACCAAUACGAACGCUGUUCGCAAUUAUCAUCACCACAUGUUUUCCUUCACAACCAAUUCAGUUAUGGAACAAAUACAAAGACGCCAUAUGUGAAGAUAUCUUGCAUCGCUUGCGUAUUCAAACGAAUAAUCCUGACAUCCAAAUAACCGAUGAAAUCUACAAUGAAGAAUUGAUUCUGAUUGAGGAUCAAUGCUUGACUAUUGCAAACAAGCUACUGAUUGAAGUAGGAAUGAUUGCGCCAAAUCGAUCGAUGCACGAUGCAUUCAACCAAGAAUUAAAUCGAGAGCUGCAAUACAAUGUUGAUACAUUGCAGGAAUUCGUUAGAAAUAAUGUUCCGUUGCUGAAUGAACAGCAAAAACAAGUAUACAAAACAUUAAUGCAAGCGGUGGACAAUAAUACUGGUGGUCUAUUCUUCCUGGAUGCACCUGGAGGAACAGGGAAAACAUUUGUCAUUUCAUUGAUUUUGGCCACUAUUCGAUCAAGAUGUGACAUAGCUUUGGCGUUAGCAUCAUCUGGAAUUGCGGCGACUCUUCUAGAUGGCGGUCGUACUGCACAUUCUGCGCUUAAGUUGCCACUCAAUUUAAACACAAUUGAUACUCCAACGUGCAAUAUUUCCCGAUCCAGUGCAAUGGGAAAAUUGUUAAUGCAAUGCAAGCUCAUUGUUUGGGAUGAGUGCACAAUGGCACAUAAGAAAUCACUUGAAGCACUUAACUUCACACUGAAGGAUCUUCGGAGAAAUAACAACAUCUUUGGCGGCUUGAUGAUAUUGUUGGCAGGCGAUUUCAGGCAGACGUUGCCAGUAGUUCCCCGUGGAACGCCUGCAGAUGAAUUGAAUGCUUGCCUAAAGGCAUCACCUUUAUGGAAUAACGUAAAAACAUUAUCGCUAACCGCUAAUAUGAGAGUUCAACUUCAAAAUGAUCAAAGUGCUGCACAAUUUUCCAAACAAUUGUUAGAUCUUGGAAAUGGAAAAGUCCCAGUUGAUGCGACAUCUGGAUUAAUUACUCUUACCAACGACUUUUGCCGAUUUGUAGACACUCAAUUGGUUCUUAUUGAAAAUGUUUUCCCAAACAUUAGUGAGAAUUAUAAGAAUUAUGCUUGGUUAAGUCAACGAGCAAUUCUUGCAGCAAAGAAUAAUGAUGUCCACGCACUGAAUUUCACCAUUCAAUCAAAAAUUGCUGGCGAUUUGGUGACAUACAAAUCCGUUGAUUCAAUAACAAAUCCCGAUGAUGUAGUAAAUUAUCCAACGGAGUUUUUGAACUCUCUGGAGAUACCAGGAUUUGCACCACAUAACUUGCAACUGAAAGUUGGUACAGUUAUUUUGAUACUGCGUAAUUUGAAUCCACCUCGACUUUGCAACGGUACUCGACUUUCGGUAAAGAGACUUAUGCCGAAUUUAAUUGAGGCAACCAUUAUUAACGGAAAGUACGCAGGUGAAAAUGUAUGUAUUCUCUCGAAUACCAAUGAUUCCGACUGA
Molecule: messenger RNA, 1554 nt
Organism: Aphis gossypii (cotton aphid)
Lineage: Eukaryota; Metazoa; Arthropoda; Insecta; Hemiptera; Aphididae
Exons: 1
Coding region: 1-1554 (517 amino acids)
Biological process (GO): DNA repair; telomere maintenance
Molecular function (GO): DNA helicase activity
Source: RefSeq, a predicted model, not a curated record